AUGGACAGAACAAGCGACCAACGCCGUACAAGUUCUCCUACUUAUAAUCGACCUCGGGAUACUACACCAUAUCGUUCAAACACUACCUAUUCAGAAAGGGAUAACUACUCAAGUUCCCAUUAUAUACCUUCACGGAGCUAUUCGCAAAAUCCAGAAUACUCAAUGAGAGAACCUCCGCAAGGUAUCACUCGUUAUGAAGGACGAGAAGAGGACUCACAGAUAGCUUUCAGGGGACAAGCCCCGUAUGCUGGUAAUUCAAGAGAUCUAAAACCAUAUGGAAGACCGCAACUACUACCUCCUCAACCUUAUGAUCGAAGACCACCUUAUCGUGGUGGAACACCAUAUAAUAUUCCGCAUUCUC
Molecule: messenger RNA, 361 nt
Organism: Racocetra persica
Lineage: Eukaryota; Fungi; Glomeromycota; Glomeromycetes; Diversisporales; Gigasporaceae
Source: the annotation of a GenBank genome assembly